AUGGCUGAAUCUACAUCGACCCCGUUAGUCUCAAACACCGAUACUAGCGACAAAAUCGCCCCCGUCAACGUCCAUCUCCCCCGCAUCUCAAUCCAGUUCUGCACCCAGUGCCGGUGGAUGCUCCGCGCCGCAUACUUCGCCCAAGAACUCCUCUCAACAUUCAGCACAGACCUCGGGGAAGUCGCCCUCGUCCCCAAAACCGGUGGCGUGUUCACAGUGACGAUAUGGCAUGGUACGAUGCAUGACGGGGAGAUCACGACGCAGGAGAGUAUCUUGUGGGAUCGGAAGAGGGAUGGGGGAUUUCCUGAAGUCAAAGCGCUCAAGUCACUCGUGCGGAAUGUUAUUGCUCCUGAGAGGGAUUUGGGACAUACGGAUCGGGCGUUGAAGAAGGAGCAAGGUGGGCAAAAGGAGGUGGAGAAAGAGGGGAAAGAGGAGAAGAAAGAGGAGGAGAAGAGUGAGGGUAAGGCGGGUUGUGAGGAUUGUCAGUAG
Molecule: messenger RNA, 489 nt
Organism: Penicillium samsonianum
Lineage: Eukaryota; Fungi; Ascomycota; Eurotiomycetes; Eurotiales; Aspergillaceae
Product: Rdx family protein
Exons: 3
Coding region: 1-489 (162 amino acids)
Source: RefSeq, a predicted model, not a curated record